This is a messenger RNA of Cydia pomonella (codling moth), 6382 nucleotides long. Its product is annotated as rho GTPase-activating protein 4-like. The coding region runs from base 274 to 3144 and encodes 956 amino acids. The transcript has 19 exons. Gene Ontology annotation, cellular component: cytoplasm. The record is from RefSeq and is a predicted model, not a curated record. NCBI's taxonomy places the organism in Eukaryota, Metazoa, Arthropoda, Insecta, Lepidoptera, Tortricidae. Gene Ontology annotation, biological process: signal transduction; negative regulation of cell migration.
UUUAUUGUCGUUCGUUCGUCGGUUGGCGUUCGUGCACUUUCGUUUGGAUACUAAUUUGUUUUGUUUGGUUUACGCCGGCGGGCGCGUGAAUCUCGAUAGUAAAUUACGCGGCGUUAUUUAUAUUUUCGUUCGCCUGCUGCGCGCAUAGCUUUACCAUUCGUAACCGCGAAGAGAUACUUUACAUGUGGAAUACGUUCGGUGUAUUUAUUUUUUCUGGAGUCUGUGAGGCUAGUGUUCGUUUGUCGGUGAUGGUGGUCGGUUAGUGCUCCUACGAUGUCGGAAGCGACAACGCCGACGGGCGAGGCGCCCAUGCUGGAGCUGGAUGACCGGGACGCGGAGCCCCGGACGCCGAUGAAGCGGCUCGGCUCCACGAGAAAGCUGGCUGCAUUUAAUAAUAUUCGCGUACAACUGACAGAACAGACGCGAAUACUAGAAGCAAGGGCCGAAGCGGCAGCAGGCGUCGCAGCAGAACUACACGACUACUGCCGAAGACGAGCCGAACUAGAGGCAGAAUAUUCCCGCGCACUUGACAAGUUAGUCCGAGCCGCACAUCAGAAGCAUAAGGAGCAGAAGCACAAACGCGAGCAAUGGUCGCUAACCGGUGCCUACGCCUGUUGGCAGGCUGCGCUGGACAGCACGCGCUCGCUGUCCAAAGACCAUGCGGCAUUAGCCGCGCUGUACGGAGGGCAACUGGCGUCAAGAUUGCAAAGGGCGGCUGACGACGCGCUGAGGUUACACAGGAAAUGCCGGGAUAUAGUGUUGGAGCGCCAUGAAGAAGUAGGCGCAGCCUUAGCCGACGCUGCAGCGGCGGGCAAGGCGCAAGCGGCAGCGGCCGCAGAAUGGCGCGCCGCGGCAGCCAAGCUGAGACACGCCCAUGACCAGAAGACUCGGCUGGCUGCCGCCGACCCUCCUAGAGUUAAGAAGCUGAAGGCUUUGGAUAAAGAGCUAGAGAAGCGACGCGGCCGACACAGCGAGGCGCGCGCUAAAGCCCUGCGCGCACGCGCGGACUACGUGUUGAGUCUAGAAGCCGCGAACGCGACUCUGCAGCGAUACUACCUUGACGACAUCCCCGAUAUCAUGCUUUGCAUGGAGGUCGGUUUCGAGGCCGUAGUGGGCCGCUGCGUGCGCACCGCCGCCGAGGCCGAGGCCGCCCGCGCCGCGGCCCUGUGCGCGGCCGCCGGCGCGCUGCGCGGAGCGGCCUCAGCUCUGGACUCUUUGAAGGACCGACAAAAGACGCUGGACGCUCAUGCGCCCACUUUUGCGUUGCCACGGCCACUACCUUAUCAAGGGACACCUCCUGAAGAACAAGAUCAAGAAAUGCGCGAGUUAGUAAACGGGGCAGCAGAAGAACAGGACGCAGCGGCGGCAGCAGUGGCAGCAGAGCUGGCGCAACGGUUGCAGCAACUUGAGAGCGGUGCGAGGGCUCUCAGGGCUGAAUGUAGAGAGAGCGCCAAGACUCUUGAUGCGGCUGAAGCUGAACUUGUUAAACAGAUGGAAGGCAGCCCGGCGCAGUGGGAGACGGCGCGGCUGUUCGGGCCGGACGCGCCCGCGCCGCCGCCGCCCGACGACCAGGAGGGGCCGAGGAAGGAGCAGGAGGACUACUAUCUCGCGAAGUUCCGGUCGUACGUGUCGAGCGCGGGGCGGCUGGCGCGGCUGGAGAGCAAGGCGGCGUGCAUGCGCGCGCGCCUCGUGCGCCUCGCGCCCGCGCCGCCCGCCUCGCCGCCCUCGCCGCCGCGCCGCGCCGCCGCCCGCCUGCGCCGCGGGCAGUUCGCCGCGCCGCUCGACGACCACCUGGCCGCGGCCCGGGCGGACUUGCCGAGGGUGCUGACGUCGUGCGUGCGCGUCAUAUCGAGCUACGGUCUACGGCACCAAGGCAUCUUCCGCGUGUCAGGGUCUCAAGUGGAAAUGCAAGCCUUACGCGCCGCCUUCGAGAGGGGCGAGGACCCGCUGGCACAUGUGAGAGACGCCUCCGAUAUCAACUCUGUGUGUGGCCUCCUAAAGCUAUACCUCCGUGAGCUCCGUCCACCGCUUCUACCGCCACAACUACAGGAACACCUACUACGUUUAGCCGCUUUACCGAGCGAUGCGGACUUUGUACGGCGCAUGCGUGAACUGUUAGCGACGUUGCCAGCUUCGUCUGUGCUUGUGUUGCGGUAUCUGCUGGCGUUCUUAGCACAUUUAACAGAAUACAGCGAAUACAACAUGAUGGACGCGUGGAACUUGGCCAUCUGCGUGGGUCCCACGCUGCUAGCGGCGUGGGGCGAGGGUGGGGCACAGCUAGCGGCUCAGAAUCUCGUCAACGAGCUAGUUAAGAGGACUAUCAUACACCACGCCGCCAUCUUUCCUCAGGACAUCGCGCCACAUGCGCUGUAUAAGCGACCAAGUGAAGAGAACGAGACCGUCGCGGAAGAAGGCGAGAGCGCGGCCGGCUCCGACGACGUCGACGCGGCGGAGGAGCCCGACGUCAACGACGACCUGUCGUUGUACGAUGACGACGAAGAAAACGACGACGGAACUCCAGAAGACAUACAAACAGAUUACCUUCAAUAUCUUCUAUAUAUUGACAAUGAAAUAAGCGACGACGGUGAGAACGGAGAAUGGAGAGAGCGGGACAGGGACUCAAUAGAAAGGAGGUCGGAGAGUCUGCCGCGACGACAGUCCGUGCCCGCUCCACAGGUCCGCGAGCCGUCCCCCGCCGCCCCCGCCCCUUCCACCUCUGCACAAUGCCGGAGGUUAGCGGAAGCCACACCGGACCUAGUGCUGGACUUACCAGCACGGGCGCCGACUGAGGCCAGUGCGCCGCCCGCCGACGCCGCUGAAACGUUCGCUAGCAACCGCGACACGCUCAAGAAGCGGCCCUCGCACAAACCAUCAUCAUCAGACAGCAGCACAAUCGCCCCCGACGACCCUCCCGACACCGCAGACAAGCCGGACGAGGCCGAAACCUCAACAUCGGCCUCGGCGGCCCCUGAAAGCCCAGUACCCGCACGCAACACCGCCCGCGUCGCCGCCAAAUUCGCCGACUUGACGCUGACUGGUGGCUCGCUCAAGCCGGCUUUAGCUGCUAAACCGGCUUUACUGAGGAGACCUACGCCGCAUCCGCAACAUGCGAGGCCGCAGCCACCGCCUGACGAAACCACAUAGGGUAUAAAUAGACGCCUAGGGCACGAAACGCACGCUCGACGCCAGACAUUGGCUAAAUGAUUUGGUUGUCGUAAGCUCAAAGCUUGCGUUCCGUGGCCUUCGGCUAAGAUGCCCAAGCUGGCUUUGGCGAAACCGGUGGCAAGGAGGCCUAUGCCGUACCCGCAACAUGCGAGGCCGCAGCCUGAUGAGGCCACUUAAAGCUUGACAGUUAUUGGUCUUUAGGACUCGAUUAUAAUUCGAAAUUUCUGAAUGCGAACCAAUUCUGUCAAAGAUCUAUUAGUGCCGUAGUAGUUAUAUCUGCGGGCCUGUCAUUCUAAUCACGCUUUAAUUGGAGUAAAAGUGAAAGAUGCUCGCGAUUUACGAACUUCGGUGUUCGCGGUAGGCCCUCCGGUUUCAAUCCGAUACGUACAGUCAGCAUCAACAGUCAAAAGUUUUGUAAUAACUUAACAAAAAGAGACUUAUAAUUGUAAGUGACAUGACGGUCGGUAAUAUGUAGAACAAUUUAGACUAUGACAGAUUAUUCUUCAACGCGAAAUGUAGAGAUAGAUAUACCCCUAUUUGGAAAAGUAUCCGAGGGCCGAGACUUUUGAAGCGUUUCAUAUGCUACUAUUGAUGCUAACUGUAUAAAAAUAUGUACCUUGUUACAUAGUUUGUAACGUAAUAUUUGCAUAUUUUUGCAAGAAAUUCUGGUUGGCAUAGGCACAAACAUCACACACUAUUCAGAACAAUAAUUGAGUCUUGUUUGACCAUAAUUGUUUGGUAAAAAUGGCGCGUAUAGACGAUUGCAUCUAUCGAUAUUAUCAGCUUUUUUAACGUCUACACUCUUGAAUGUACUUACAAUGUCAAUAUAUACAUGGUUGCGUGAAUGAGGAUUCAUAUUUUAGAAAUAUUUGUAUGGUAUUCAACUAGAUUGCCCUAAAAUUAAACCCUAUUGAUGCGACUAUGACUGUCAUGUACUACCUAAACCAACAUCACAAUUGUCACUUGACACUGACAAUCCGUCAAAAUGACAAGUAACAAUUGUACGAAGCAAAAAAGCAAUGCGUACUUAUUGUCAGUGAUAUUUGUCAAGUUACUAAAAUAAUUUCUCAGUUACAUAUCAAGCGAAAUGCUCAAACCUAAUAAUUGCUCAUUAAAAUGUUUUUGAGUAUUUUUUGAGAGAUGCAAUCGUCAAAAACAAAUUAGAGGCUUAAAUCUUUGGCCAAAAGGUCAUAAUGUCGUCCGACGAACGUUCUUAUGUUGCGAUGUCUUACUGCUGAGGUUCAGCUGGAUCAACAAGGCUAAAAAUGUUUCUUGGGAUAAUGUGAAAAUGGCGCACUUAUCAAAUUUUUACAUUACGACACUAAAAGAAAUUGCAAAAUUAAAACAAAAAAUUGGCUCUCCAAUUUUUGUGCGAAAGGGUGAUACAUCUUUAGAUAUUUUGAAUUUCCCGCCUUUUUGUAAUGGACGUGAUUUGUCCAGAACACAGAAGCAUUCUAGACAAAAAAGUUUUAAAUCUGACAUGAAGAAUUGAAGGCAUUUUUUACAUUUGUUGAUCCAGUAUAAAACAGCGUUUUAAUCAUAAUUAUUUUUCUAGAAUAUAUUGACAUAAUAAUUCGACUUAUACGAGUUCAGAAUGUAGUAAUAAAUGUAUUGCUAUUUUAAUAAUUAUUGUAUUGUAUGGACAAUGUUAUUAUCAAUAGUUGUCAAAUUUGUAUGGAUGGAUGUAUUUUUGUGUGCUCAUCUCAUGUACUCAAUUUCUACUAGGGUAAGUUUUAUUCGAACUAGCGGUCCCUGUCUGUAAGCUUGUGGUGAGUAAAAUGGUCAAACAUAAAUGGGAGGGGUGAAAGUAAUGGGUUCAACAAUACCCCACAUGAUAGAACGUACGUGAUCGAAAGUCUGUAGUCAUAUAAACAGCCUGUUUUACAAAAUGGAGAUCUCUUUCUUCAAAAAUGGCAGCAAAUAUACUUGACAUGUCAGUAACUCAGUUUGAGACAAAUAAUAAAUACUUUUAACUCUAAUAAAGAGUUCUCAAAUGCUCUUUAAUCAAAAGAUGAACCACAAAAUUUGACCAUUUUAACCACCCUGAAAUCGUGACCUGAGAAAUGAAACUUUUAAACUACUCGGUUAAGUGUGCAUGACAUUAUUUGUCAUUCAACUAGGCUAUUUUAUAAACUUGACAAUUGUUAUCUGACAAUACUUUGUACUACAUCCCUUGGCUUUAUCGAAAUAAAGUACGAAAGAACUUACAUAGCGAUUGUCUUUACUUGUUAAUUCAGAAAUAUACGGCGAGUCAGAUCACAAUUGUCAAGUUUCUAUAAAUUAUUGCAUUGUUUUUUUUUCUCAGAUCGCGAAUUAGUUAUUUCUCUUUCUUAUAUCCAGCCCUCGGGCUAGCCGGCCGCUGCUCGUGUAUGGGACAUUUGAUCGUAUUCAUAUGGACACAAGAUCUAUUUUAUAUAUCAUUAUUUUUAUACGCUUCUCGAAUGCGGCAGUCGAUCUUAAUAUUAGAUACGUUUUAUUUAAAUUAAGCGUUUUAUGGUGUCUAGUAUAAUAGGAAGCUGUAGAUUGAAAGCAGGAACAGUAAUAUGGUAAUACGAUAAAUAAGUAAUAUUGGGUAGCUCCUUUAAAAAUGCAUACGGCAGUGUCUUUUACUUUGGAUUUUAUUUAUUUAUGAGGAGCAAAAGUAACCAGUGAUUAAUCAAAUAAAUAUUUAAAAAUUACUGCCGUGAAUAUUUAAAAGUAAAUUUAAGCUAACUUUGCAUAGACUCUGACGUGGCAAAGUUAAGGAGUUGCGUUAAAAAUGUCAUAUUUCAAAAGUAAUUUGACAUUUAUAGUGACAAUUUCCCAUUCGGUCGCUUCAAAGUCUAUGCAGAUACAUGGUCCUAUUCUACUUAAUUUGUCCGACAAUAAUCUUCUCAAAUAAAAUUGAUUAUACUUAUUCUAAUGUUCAUUAAUCAUGUUAUGACCUAUUUCAUAGGUAUGUCACAAAGCGCACAAUUUAAAUGCUUCUAAAGAUUGAGCACCAAAAAUUUAAAAUUAGAACGCGUUUAAACAAGACCGCAACGGUCAUAUUCUAAAUUAGGCCUAUAACUAACGAUAACGGUCGACUACCUCAUUUGAGGCUAUGGUAUACACGGAGAUGGAAGUGAGGUAAUGAGGUAGUGAGGUAAGGUUGAGAGCGGCGGCCGUCGUCUGUGAUAUAUUGUAUCGAAUCUGUACCUCUGUAACCUCUACACAAUAAACCAGUAUUACCCGCGUA